Messenger RNA from Lachancea fermentati, 4043 nucleotides. NCBI's taxonomy places the organism in Eukaryota, Fungi, Ascomycota, Saccharomycetes, Saccharomycetales, Saccharomycetaceae. The record is from the annotation of a GenBank genome assembly.
AUGCGAACGACUGGGUUAAAUUUGCUGCUGCUAAAUAGUAGCUUUCUGACCGUAUUUACAAAUGCCUUGGAAGUGACGAGCAAUACAGUUGUCAGCACAGGAGACACCUUGUAUACAGACGCAGUAACAAUUGAUGAAAAUGCAUAUCUUGCAAUAAUCACAGGCUACACGCACAACUUCUAUUCUGAUUUAACUGUCAAUGGUGCCUUGUAUAUUGGGGACUAUAAUACACAGCAUUCAGGUAUUACAGUGGAUGUUAUUGGUACGACGAACGUUGUAACAAACAAUGGUAUAAUAGUUGUUGAUGAUAGAAAUGCAACAUCCGCUCCAACUUACGACUGGAGCGGGGGAGACUUCUACAAUUACGGUAAUUUGUUUUUCAACGGCAGAGGGGAUACUGGCGGCUCAACAUACUGGAUAAAUCCAUAUUCGACAUUUAUCAAUGAAGGAAUUAUAAUGUAUUCACAAACAAUUUCGAGAAGUGGGGGUUCAAUGCAUCUGGGAAGGGAUGAUUCUACCAUUACCAAUGACGGCACUAUCUGCUUGGUCAAUGCUCUCUAUUUCCAGGGAAGUACUAUCAAUGGAGAUAAUGGCUGUAUUAAUAUUGGCCAAAACAGUAAUAUGUGGGUAACAAAUACGAACACAAGAAAGCUGUCUGGCCAAACAAUAUACAUGUCCUCUAACUCUUCAAGUCUCAGAAUCGAUGCAUAUCCACCUGGUUUUACUUUUAACGUUAGAGGAUUUCAAAAUGGUAACGUGAUAGGCUCCAGUACAGCAAUAUCAAGUUUCAGCUAUGAUCAAACCAGUGGUACUUUAACAAUGAAUGUUGGAUCAUAUAGCUAUUCUUUAGAUAUUGGAACUGGUUAUGACAAUUCCAAGUUUUAUACUGCUGAUGCGAAUUAUGGCUCUGGUGUAGGUACAGUCCUUUCUGGUGGCUUAUACUACAACGGAACAGUAUCCGAUGAAAUGCCUGAUGAAUGUCAAGUAUGCCCUGAAAUUCCAUGGUUUACUUAUGAAAAUUCUAUUUCAUCUAGCAGUUCGUUUACGAUUCCAACUCCAUACACUACUACGGAGACAACUAAUAGCAGUACCUAUACCGAGAUCGUCUCGUACAGCUCUACUAAUAGCGAUGGAACACCCGCUACCGCUACUACUACUUACACAUUGAGUGGAUCGAGUAGUUCAAGCACCGAUGUGUUCACGAUUCCAUCCCCUUAUACCACGACCGAGAUUGCUGACGGCACUACCUACACCGAAAUUGUUUCCUACAGUUCGACCAACAGUGACGGCACACCAGCUACUGCUACCACUACGUACACAUUGAGUGGUUCGAGCACCUCAAGUGCGUUCACCAUCCCAUCCCCUUAUACCACGACCGAGAUUGCUGACGGCACUACCUACACCGAAAUUGUUUCCUACAGUUCGACGAAUAGCGAUGGAACGCCCGCUACUGCUACUACUACUUACACAUUGAGUGGAUUGAGUAGUUCAAGCACCAGCGUGUUCACCAUUCCAUCUCCUUUUACCACAACCGAGACCACUGAUGGUAGAACCUUCACCGAGAUCUUCUCCUACAGCUCGACCAACAGUGACGGAAAGCCCGCUACUGCCACCUUCACCUACACUUUGAGUACAUCCGCUACCUCGAGUACCAGUGUGUUCACCAUUCCACCUCCUUACACCACGACCGAGACCACUGAUGGUAGCACCUUCACCGAGAUCUUCUCCUACAGCUCAACCAACAGUGAUGGAAAGCCCGCUACUGCUACCUUCACCUACACUUUGAGUACAUCCACUAGUGGAUCGACUACCUCGAGCACCAGCGCGUUCACCAUUCCACCUCCUUACACCACGACUGAGACCACUGAUGGUAGCACCUUCACCGAGAUCUUCUCCUACAGCUCGACCAACAGUGAUGGAAAGCCCGCUACUGCUACCUUUACCUACACUUUGAGUACAUCGACUACCUCGAGCACCAGUGUGUUCACGAUUCCACCUCCUUACACCACGACCGAGACCACUGAUGGUAGCACCUUCACCGAGAUCUUCUCCUACAGCUCGACCAACAGUGACGGAAAGCCCGCUACUGCUACUACCGUCUACACUUUGAGUACAUCCACUGAGUCAUAUUUUUGCUCUUCUCGAGUUUCGUCUUCUGCAUUCUUCAGGAAUACGACCACAGAAGAAUCUGCUUCAACAUCGACCGAACCCACCACUGUAUUCUUGACCACAACUUCUUCAAGUAACUACCCUGCAGCCUCUAAUACCUUGGAAUCCUCGGUGACUAAUGCAUCAAGGGAUAUGUCAUAUCGGACGGAAACCACAAUCACGUCAAUCAAUACUAAGGAUGGAUAUUCGACUGUUAGCAGUGUAGCCACGCCAUCGAGCUCCAGAAGACCACUUGCAACAUCUAACAUACCCACUGGAAACGUUGUAGGGUCGACUGAAUCUCGAGUUGAAGAGCAUAUGAGUAACACCUUGACUUCUUAUUCUUCCCAAGUUGUUUCCUCCUCGACAACUAAGUUGCUAGUUUCCUACAGCUCGACUAAUAGUAAUGGAACGCCCGCUACUGCUACCACUACGUACACAUUGAGUGGUUCGAGUACCUCAAGCGCGUUCACCAUUCCACCUCCUUACACCACGACUGAGACCACUGAUGGUAGCACCUUCACCGAGAUCUUCUCCUACAGCUCGACCAACAGUGAUGGAAAGCCCGCUACUGCUACCAAUACGUACACAUUGAGUGGAUCGAGUACCUCAAGUGCGUUCACCGUGCCAUCAGCUUAUACCACAACUGAGGUCAUCGAUGGCAGUACCUACACCGAGGUCGUUUCCUACAGUUCGACGAAUAGCGACGGUACGCCCGCUACCGCUACCACUACGUACACAUUGAGUGGAUCGAGUACCUCAAGCGCGUUCACCGUGCCAUCCGCUUAUACCACGACCGAGGUUGCUGACGGCAGUACCUACACCGAGGUCGUUUCCUACAGUUCGACGAAUAGCGAUGGAACGCCCGCUACUGCUACUACUACUUACACAUUGAGUGGAUUGAGUAGUUCAAGCACCAGCGUGUUCACCAUUCCAUCUCCUUUUACCACAACCGAGACCACUGAUGGUAGAACCUUCACCGAGAUCUUCUCCUACAGCUCGACCAACAGUGACGGAAAGCCCGCUACUGCCACCUUCACCUACACUUUGAGUACAUCCGCUACCUCGAGUACCAGUGUGUUCACCAUUCCACCUCCUUACACCACGACCGAGACCACUGAUGGUAGCACCUUCACCGAGAUCUUUCUCCUACAGCUCAACCAACAGUGAUGGAAAGCCCGCUACUGCUACCUACCGUCUACACUUUGAGUACAUCCACUGAGUCAUAUUUUUGCUCUUCUCGAGUUUCGUCUUCUGCAUUCUUCAGGAAUACGACCACAGAAGAAUCUGCUUCAACAUCGACCGAACCCACCACUGUAUUCUUGACCACAACUUCUUCAAGUAACUACCCUGCAGCCUCUAAUACCUUGGAAUCCUCGGUGACUAAUGCAUCAAGGGAUAUGUCAUAUCGGACGGAAACCACAAUCACGUCAAUCAAUACUAAGGAUGGAUAUUCGACUGUUAGCAGUGUAGCCACGCCAUCGAGCUCCAGAAGACCACUUGCAACAUCUAACAUACCCACUGGAAACGUUGGAGGGUCGACUGAAUCUCGAGUUGAAGAGCAUAUGAGUAACACCUUGACUUCUUAUUCUUCCCAAGUUGUUUCCUCCUCGACAACAAGUGCUAAUGAUAAUGAAGCCUCCGCAAUUCAAAUAACAUCUUUAAAGACCAGCACAUCGAACAAUGUACCCUCAAUUAGCGGCUUUUACACAACAACUGAUUCAACCUUAAAUGGUGGCACAUUGGUCUCUCGAUUCACAGCUUCUCAAGAAACUAGUUCUUCAAGCGUUCUAACUGGUUCAACACAUUCGCUGGUUUCUAUUCCCACGUAUGAAGGCGUGGCUGACCGUGUGAAUGUUGGCUUACUUCUGAUAUUUCCCCUGGUACUUCUAUAA